AUGAAAGAUCUUUUCAAGCAACGGCGGAAACAGUCUCUUGAGUCCAUCGAGUCUGACCGUGGGAUAAUCGACCCUCGCGAUCCGGAUCCUGCUUCGGUCACGUUCCUUGCUCCAUCAGACCAGAUUCAAAAGGCUGCGCUUCAAGACCUGGAGCUGAAAUUUGCCAAAGGUACUGAGGCCCCAGACCUACUGCACAUCCAAGACUCUCUCUUGCCCGGGGCGGCCUUCGAAAUGAGCGCUUUGCCUGGUUUAUACGUAUUUCCUUCUCUGCUCACCCCUCAUUUGCAAACUGCCUUGCUGGAGAAGCUUCUGCACCGUGACCUGAGCAAUCGAGUUCACAAGACUAAUCUAUACCUGCACUAUGAUGUCGAAUAUCCUGUUUCGAAAGGGGAGGUCCAUGGAAGUGAUGCUGUCAGCUCGUGCUCCUUCUUCAGCGCUGACAGACAAGCAUAUCUCGUACCCAAAGAUCCUGCAGUCCAUCGGCCUAUUACCUAUCGCCAGGUGCUCGACUCGAAGCUACGAUGGAUGACGCUGGGAGGACAAUACGACUGGACGAACAAAAUCUACCCUGACGAGACUCCGCCAGUCUUUCCUUCUGAUAUUGCUACGCUACUGAAGAUUCUCUUUCCCACCGUUGACGCCCAAGCCGCGAUUGUCAAUUUUUACAGCCCCGGUGAUACAUUGAGUGUACACAGAGACGUCAGCGAAGAAUGUGACAGAGACCUCAUCAGCAUAAGCAUCGGUUGCGAUGGUAUCUUCCUCGCUGGGAAUGACGAUGGUACCGACGUCGCCACUAUUCGCUUGAGAUCAGGAGACGCCAUAUUGAUGUCGGGGCGGUCUAGAUAUGCCUGGCACGCGGUUCCGAAGAUCGUGGCCGGCACAUGCCCACCCUGGCUACAAGCGUGGCCGGACAUCUCGAAUGAACCAAAAUACCAAGAAUGGCAUGGAUGGAUGAAGAACAAACGCAUCAACCUCAACGUGCGGCAGAUGAAGGAAAAGUGA
Molecule: messenger RNA, 1002 nt
Organism: Exophiala xenobiotica
Lineage: Eukaryota; Fungi; Ascomycota; Eurotiomycetes; Chaetothyriales; Herpotrichiellaceae
Product: alkylated DNA repair protein AlkB
Exons: 2
Coding region: 1-1002 (333 amino acids)
Cellular component (GO): cytoplasm; nucleus
Source: RefSeq, a predicted model, not a curated record